UCCAGGAAGUGAAGACGGGAGAUACGUUUAGUUCUGUAUCGAGUAUUGACAGGUAUUAAGAUGGUGUCUCUUAUCUGCACCCUACAAAGUCACCGGGAUGAUGUAAACUGCUGCGCGUUCUCGAGCUCUCUGCUCGCCACCUGCUCAGGUGAUAAAACUAUCUGCGUGUACUCGACGCGUGACUUCAGCGAGUUGCCUUUUUCGCCGCUGUCCGGACACGGCUAUGGGGUUCACUGCUGUUGUUUCAGCCCGUGCGGUCAGUACCUGGCCUCCUGCUCCACCGAUGCAACCACCGUGCUGUGGUCGAUGGACACUGGGGAAAUCGAGGCCGUCCUAGAGCAUCCCGGCAGAAGUCCCGUCAGGGUCUGCGCCUUCUCCCCCGAUUCAUCUCAUCUCGUGUCUGGAGGCUCUGAUGGGACCAUCGCACUGUGGGAUUUUACCUCAAGGACUCUGCGCAAGACGGGUGCAGUUUCUGACACCAGUAUAGUUGCCUGCUCUUUCACUCCGUGCUCUCAGCUGUUCAUCACUGGCUCCACAUAUGGAGAUCUGAGACUGUGGGACCUGAAAAUGAACCAUCUCCAUGCGGAAAAGAAUGCUCAUGACCUCGGCGUCUCCUGCUGUCAGUUUGCUCCCCAGAUAAUGAAGGAUCCAAAUGGCUUUGUUUGCUUUCGUCUGGCAUCAUGUGGACAGGACAGUUUGCUGAAGAUAUGGAUUGUUUCUUGUGUAUCUUCUGCAGGUGUUAAAAUGCAACUCGUUCACACUUUGACGGGUCAGUCUGCUCCAGUUCUGUCUUGUGCUUAUUCUGCUGAUGGACAGAUGCUGGUGUCAGGAUCUGUGGAUAAGACCGUGACUGUCUAUCAAGCUAACGAGGGGAUCUUACUCUACACGCUUAACCAACACGACAGGUAUGUGACCGCAUGCGCUUUCUCCCCCACGGCCUCCAUCAUCGCAACCGGAUCCAUGGACAAGAGCGUCAAUAUCUGGAGGGUGGAGGAUGGUUGUAGUGCUCAAGGCAAAUCUCUUCCUGAUGAAGUUGAUUCAGUUUCAAGCAAGGAAGACAGGAAGUCGCGAGGUCAUGCCAGACUGAUGGUGAGCGAGUGGUCUGAGGAAAACGUGUCGGCAUGGUUACGGGAGGAGGGGCUGGAGACCGUGAUUGACGCAUUUAAAUCCAAUAACAUCGACGGAGAAGAGCUGCUCUCACUCACCAAGGAAACCCUGAGCUCCGAUCUGCACAUCGAGUCUUUGGGCCUGCGGAGUAAAGUCAUGAAGAAGAUCGAGGAGUUGAAGAUGUCUCCCGUCUGUAACGGUACUCCUGAUGAGUACCUCUGUCCAAUUACACGUGAGGUCAUGAAGGACCCUGUGAUCGCUGCAGAUGGCUACUCGUAUGAACGGGAGGCUAUUGAGAGCUGGAUCAACACAAAGAGUCGCACUAGCCCUAUGACCAACCUCCCCCUGCAGACCACUCUCCUGACACCCAACCGCACCCUUAAAAUGGCCAUCUUCCGCUGGACCACCAGCCAGUGAUUUCCAACGUCACUCCUUUAGAGUAUAUGAGGAAUAAUGCUGACCCCAGACCGGCAAUACUGGCUGUCACUUAACUAAAGUCUUUGGUAAUACGGAGGCUACAUUCUAUCAAGAACUGGAUCAUCUUAUCUAAAGAGUCUUAUGUCUUGGUGGAGAUCAGUUGGAAUUGAGACAAAAAUGUCUCCGCUUUCUCACUACAUUAAAGGCUGAACCUGAGCUAAAAGCAAGAACUUUAUUAUAAAUAUGAUUAGAGGUAUAUGAUUGUAGGUAUGCAUUUAGAUUGACAUAGUUCACAUAACAUUCAACUUAAUGAGUUUUAAACAGCAGUCAUCAUGCAUGUUUGACAUCUACUUUCUGUAAGUCACUUACAGUACAAAACUAUUUAUUCAGUCCGGUUUCCUUAGCUAAUCUUUCAUUUCAGUUUAUAGGCUGCUAUUGAUUUUUUUUAUAGCACUAUUAACCGGAUGUGCUGUUAUGUUGUUCAUAUUAUUGAAUGCAAAGGAAUAAUAUACUGUAGCUUUAAAUGCUCUUUGCAUCUACAUGUAAUGUAUGCAUUUAUUCACCUGUUCAUUUAAGUGCUGUACUUUCAUUACAUAAAUGUACUAUGAAUUUUUAUGUAUAAUACAGUGUAUAAUGUAAAAAAAGUUAUUAAGCUAAUAACACACACCACUGGCUUUGUUUUGAUAAAUCUGAUGAAAGAUUGAAAGACAUUUCAAACCAUUUUACAUUGUGCUAUCUAUGCUGGCAAUAAUGGGUUGUUACUAAGACAAGCAUCCCUGUUGGUAUUGAUGAAACCCAUGUAUUAAAAAAGUACAAAACAGUACUACGAUACAAUAAAUACCCUGAUUGGUAGCAGGGCGCUGUUACUUUCCUUAA
This is a messenger RNA of Paramisgurnus dabryanus, 2400 nucleotides long. RefSeq names its product WD repeat, sterile alpha motif and U-box domain containing 1 (gene wdsub1). Lineage: Eukaryota; Metazoa; Chordata; Actinopteri; Cypriniformes; Cobitidae. Gene Ontology annotation, biological process: protein ubiquitination. The record is from RefSeq and is a predicted model, not a curated record. Gene Ontology annotation, molecular function: ubiquitin-protein transferase activity; protein binding.